Molecule: messenger RNA, 1841 nt
Organism: Jaculus jaculus (lesser Egyptian jerboa)
Lineage: Eukaryota; Metazoa; Chordata; Mammalia; Rodentia; Dipodidae
Gene: Imp4
Product: IMP U3 small nucleolar ribonucleoprotein 4
Exons: 9
Coding region: 311-1186 (291 amino acids)
Biological process (GO): rRNA processing
Cellular component (GO): nucleolus; small-subunit processome; Mpp10 complex
Molecular function (GO): rRNA primary transcript binding; snoRNA binding
Source: RefSeq, a predicted model, not a curated record
GUGCGGUUUCUACGCUUGAUGAACCGCCUCAAUAUAAAGCGUCCUCUCCAACAAUGGCGAAGCCGUGGGCAGACAUAUUUGUUAGUGGCAGCCGUAAGCCACAUGACAUCGUGGAUCCAGCUUAUUGGUUGGUUUGGCGAGUGCGCACUACUGUUUGCCGGUCGCCAUUUUAACUAGUGUCAGUCGUAACCGCAGUAGACACGAGUGAAGCCUCUUCGGCCUUCUUGGUUGAGGGCGGAAGUGAGGACUAUGGCGGUGCCAGCGUCGCCCACAGAUUUCAGACCCGCGUGGAAGUGAAGUAGCGUCCAUCAUGCUCCGCCGGGAGGCUCGCCUGCGCCGAGAAUACCUGUAUCGCAAGGCCCGCGAGGAUGCGCAGCGCACUGCCCAAGAGAAGAAGGAGAAAGUCAGGCGCGCGCUGGAAGAAAAUCACCUGAUUCCCACUGAGUUACGGCGGGAGGCUCUGGCCUUACAAGGGUCCCUGGAGUUCGAUGACGCGGGUGGUGAAGGUGUGACCAGUCACGUAGAUGAUGAGUAUCGCUGGGCAGGGGUGGAGGAUCCUAAGAUCAUGAUCACUACCUCUCGAGACCCCAGUUCUCGUCUGAAGAUGUUUGCAAAGGAACUGAAGCUCGUGUUCCCAGGCGCCCAGCGCAUGAACCGAGGGCGGCAUGAGGUUGGAGCGCUAGUGCGAGCCUGCAAAGCGAACGGGGUCACUGACCUCUUGGUUGUCCAUGAGCACCGAGGCACACCAGUGGGACUCAUUGUCAGCCAUCUGCCCUUCGGCCCUACCGCUUACUUCACGCUGUGCAACGUGGUCAUGCGGCAUGACAUCCCUGACAUAGGCACCAUGUCAGAAGCUAAGCCUCACCUCAUCACACAUGGCUUUUCUUCCCGGCUGGGUAAGCGGGUGUCUGACAUCCUCCGUUACCUGUUUCCGGUGCCUAAAGAUGACAGCCACCGGGUCAUCACAUUUGCAAACCAGGAUGACUACAUCUCAUUCCGGCACCAUGUCUACAAGAAGACAGACCACCGCAAUGUGGAACUGACCGAGGUCGGGCCUCGCUUUGAGCUGAAGUUGUACAUGAUUCGCCUGGGCACACUGGAGCAGGAGGCCACAGCAGACGUGGAGUGGCGUUGGCACCCCUACACCAACACGGCACGGAAGCGGGUCUUCCUGAGCGCUGAGUGAGCCUGCUGUCCAGACAGGAUGCGGAUGGGAAUCUGAGGGCAAGGUUUUGUCACAGAUGAGCCCAUUAAUCCGAAUAAACCUGUCAUGUUGGCCUACGGCUUCCAACUGGUCGCAGUGGGCCUGCUGUCUGGAGACUUGGUGUUGGUGUCCCCAUGGGAGUUGGGCCCUGGGAGCACGUUCCUGUGUGGGUGCAGUAAGGCCAGCUGUGUCGCAGAAUCCCUGUGCCUAGUUUACAUGGCACCAACAGCCCUCCUACCAUGCCUACCUCUGACUCAAGGAUGGGCCUUUCCACAUCACCUGGGGAGAGCCAGAGAAGACAGGAGGGGUGGGGGCCUCCCAUCCUCAGCUCUUCCUGUGUAUGCCCUCUACCCACAUCCCCAACUGUUUUUAAUUUUUAGAGUAAUCUCCUGUUUUCCAUCAUUCACUGACCAAUUUCCAUUCCCACCAGCAGUAGACAAGAGUUUAUUUUUUAUAACAUACUUGCCAACUUCCAUAAUUAUAGAUAAUAAACCAUGGUAAUUCCCUUCUCCCCCGCAUUCCCCUUCGCAACUCCACUUCCCAUCAUAUCCCUUCCCCAUCUCACUCAGUCACUUUUGAUGUCAUCAUCUUUCCUCCUUAUUUCUUUUGUUCUUUAAAUAAUAAACAUCCUAACAGA